AUGGAUGCGCGGCGCUGGAGGGGCGUCCCGCCUGGGAAUAUUUCCGACUGUCCCAACGGCUCCCGCUGGGUGAUGGACGUGUUCAACGAAUGCGCCCAGGACAGCCGGGACGUCGCCAGCAUCGUCCUGGGGCUGGUUUCCAUCUUCUGCUUCGCCGCCGCGUCUUUUCCGCAGUUUUACCAAGCCUGCAAAACUGGCAUCAUGGACCGGGCUCUCUCCAUCUAUUUCCUGCUGGGAUGGCUGGGCGGAGACCUCCUAAACCUCAUCGGUUCCUUCCUGGCCGAUCAGUUGCCGCUGCAGAUUUACACGGCCGUUUACUACGUGCUCGCAGACCUGGUGAUGCUGUCUCUCUAUUGCUACUACAAAGUGAAGAACCGGAGCGGAGGAAUCGUCACCCCGAUCAACGUGGCCUUCGUCUUCCUUUCCCUGGGGAUGGUGUCGGCCGUCUCCUUCCUGGGCAGAGGUGCUGCCGUGGCGCAGGACCCGGUGACGUUUAAAGGGAGGUCUCUGCUGUCUGCUCGUGUGGAUGAGCUGGGGUCGAAGCCCUUCACCAGGGACGGAAGCUUCGCCAGCGGCUCCAUCUCCUCCGUGCUGUACCUGUGCUCCCGGGUCCCCCAGAUCUACACUAACUACAAGAGGAAAUCCACCAUCGGGGUUUCCUACUCCCUCUUUGCCCUGGUGAUGCUGGGGAACUCGCUCUACGGCCUCAGCGUCCUCCUGAAGAACCCUGAGCCGGGACAAGGUGAAGGCGACUACGUCCUGCACCACCUCCCCUGGCUGGUGGGCAGCCUGGGCGUCCUUUCCCUCGACGUGGUUAUCUCCUUCCAGUUCCUCGCUUAUCGGAGAGGAAAACCCAGUACCUGUGAGGAGAGGGAC
Balearica regulorum gibbericeps (East African grey crowned-crane) is the source of this 876-nucleotide messenger RNA. The record is from RefSeq and is a predicted model, not a curated record. Lineage: Eukaryota; Metazoa; Chordata; Aves; Gruiformes; Gruidae.